This is a messenger RNA of Penaeus monodon (black tiger shrimp), 3360 nucleotides long. RefSeq lists its product as uncharacterized. The coding region runs from base 220 to 1791 and encodes 523 amino acids. The transcript has 6 exons. NCBI's taxonomy places the organism in Eukaryota, Metazoa, Arthropoda, Malacostraca, Decapoda, Penaeidae. The record is from RefSeq and is a predicted model, not a curated record.
UUCAGUUGGACUAAAUGUUUAAGGGCUUGAUAUUCAAAAGUAUUAAGGAGCAGUAGCUUGCUGUCGGGCGCAAGCAAGGGACCUGUCAUGUUGGUACAAGUCGAGGCACAGUGGAGUAAGGCAGGGGGAAAGCAACCCUAGCGUGUUACGACUUGUCUUCAAGGCCUGAAAUAAACAAUAUCACCAGACUUCUGUGAAUCCUAUAAAACAGCAAGCAACAUGACAGCAAAGCCCGAAGAGUGCGAAAUUUGUUUGGAAGUUUUUAAUUGCAAUGAUAAAAAGCCUCGGGUCUUCCCCUGUGGCCACACCUUUUGUUCUCUCUGUAUCAAGAACCUCCUCCAAAAUGGCUCGGUGGUCUGCCCAAAUUGCCGCGCCAAACACAGUGCCUCGAACGUCGAUAACUUCCCGGUUGUGUUUAUCCUGGAAGAUUUCAUCAAGAAACUUAAUCCCAGUCCAGGCAGGAGAAAUGAAACACUAGCUGCUGGACAACCUCCAUGGAAGAGAUUAGGAAAGAAAAUUGCUGAAGUGAGGGAAGAACAAGAGUCGGCCUUUCGAAACUUUAGAUCCGGUUACGAGGCCAAGUUUUCUGAACUAGAGGAUUACGCCACUAGCCUUCAUGUCUGGGAGUACCAGCAUCGGGAACUCGAUGCCAAACUUCGUGACGUGCUCGAGAAGCAGGAGAUUAUAAAAUUAAUGCUGGAAGAAGAGAAAAGAUUGGUAAAAAAACUACAGCACGAAGGACGGGAACAACAAAGACGGCUGGACGUGGCAGUAGAACCACUUGAUACAGCCAGGACAAUGCAGGAACUUAUAGCUUCCGUAGACAAGGCCGAGCAAGCGCGAGUUGUGGCCGAAAACUGGAUUCAGCGAUGCAACGAAAUCUUUCCUAAUGCCGGCGCCAUCCAGAAGUCUGUCAAUGCACGCACAGCCAUCAAGGAAGCCCUGGGUAUAAUCAGAAAAGGCUUGGCCUGUGAAGGGAUCUCUAAUAACGCCGCCUUGGCCAGUGGUAAUGGCGCCAGAGCUCACAUGCCAAGUGCCCAAGAGGUCAUGACAGAUCAAUCUCUGUCCAUUCCUCAAAAGGUCGAAUGCAUAAUAAGUAAUCUUUCAUCGAAGCUAACAGUUGACCAUGUUCUACAGAAAGAUGGCCCAGCGAAGGCCCUCCUGAAUGCCGGUGAAGUAUUCGCGGUGCAGAAUCACCGCUCUGCCAGGAUAACCCGAAUCCACAACAAGGUUUACGUCCAUCACCUGAAAGAUGCACGUCCUCCGGCCAGUGCCCACACAAUUCCAUUCAAAAAAAUGGCGGCUUCCUUUGACCUGUCCUCCACUCUGGCCUUCCUGGAGCUAGUGUGGCAAGACUCACUGCCACGUCGAGUGCAAAUACGACUCUGCCGUGACAACUGGCUGGCUAAGCAGUUCCUUAUGAUGUGUACGGGGGAGAUGGGUCCCUCUUAUGCCAAUACAGGAAUCUUUAGCGAUAGUUAUAGGGGCUAUAAGCAAGAGGGUAUACAAGGAGGAGAUUACGACGGAAAAAAAGGAAGGCCGAUCAUAGUACCAGAUAGGAAUCCCAUGCAUAAAGUGCCAGAGUGUGCUGGGGUUGUGAGGCAGCAUGGCCCUGGAAACAAUACACAAUUUUCCAUCGUUAUAGGAGGUGGUCGAGCUAAUGUUGAAGUUGAUAAGGUUUUUGGCUAUGUUGAAAAUGGUUUGGAAGUACUUAUGUCUGCAGCGAAGGCUCAGUAUGAAGAGAAAGCGAAUGUGGUUGUAGUUGACUGUGGUGCAGUGAUACCUCUUUGAUCAUCCAUAAAAUCAUGUGAUUACAAGUGCAGUUUUGUCAGGGAUCCCUUUAUAAUUAAUUAUAUAAGUAUGGAGAUUGACAAAGAUAUCGAGAGACAGGAAGACUGUGCUUCUAAAUAAAGCCAUCUCUUCAUGCAAUAUUUAUAAGAACUGGAAUGAGUGACUUACCAUGGAAGUCAAAUGACCUUCAGACUGUGGCGUUACAUGAGCAGUGUGACUCACGGAAUACUAAAUGUGCUUUAGGCUAAAGUCUAUAUAAGCCUUGGUAUAGCCAAUACUGUUGUGGGAGGUAAUACACCAGAGGGUGUUUGCAACCAGUCAUAUGAUAACAGGGAGUAGCAGAUUUUAAUUUCAGUUUCAAUUGCAGUGUCGAUGGAAGUAUUUUUAUUAGCUUUCCUAAAAAGUGUUAUGCAUUACAAUAAUGGACUGGACAAGUUGUGUAAACCUUGGCAUGAGCCACAAUGCACAGUGUGAUGAACAAUGCAGCCCUCACCGCAGGCCAACUGCUUGGACAGGAAAAUCUUCUCAGGCCAUCACUUACUUAUCAAUAACCUUUAAAGAUGGCAUAUUGAAGGCAGUGGAAUAAAACUGUUGAAGGCAAGGCAUCUUUUGAAGGCACUGUCUUCAGAUAACUCGCACCUAUUUACUCCAACUCUUCCAAAUAUGGAAAUGUCCUCAUCAUUAACCCUGUUGCCAUUAUUGCAUGGCCGGUAACACUGCCAUGUAAUGCACCAAAAAAUCUGUGGGUUAACAUAUCCCUAGGAAAUGUGUAAGUUGUAUACUUCAUCAUAAUGCAAAAACAAAGCUUUUCCUUGUGCAUAAUCAAUGUAAGACAUAAAAGGGAAACCGUAAAAAAACAAAAAAAAAGUUGUUGUCCGAUUGUGGAAAAACAUUGCCUAGAACAGGAGAUGGAAUUCACCAAAUCUGGGAGAAUUUAUGAGGCCAAACAACCUGCAGUACAAGGUCCCUCAAACCUUGCCAGGUCCAGCUUUUACUUCAAUGCCUGCCUCAGUUUCAGUUGUAACUGCUUUAAUAAUGGCUUCAGCUCCAGCUUCAGCACUUGUUUCAGCAACAGUCUCAGGAAUUGCUUCAAUACCAACACAAGUCUCUGCCACACAGGCAAGUAAAGGCCUGCUACAGAUGAUGAAUAUGGUGCAGCAUCAGAUUGUACAACUACCAUUCGUGUUCAUGUAGAUUUUUUCAAACAAAAGAGCAGUUUACCUCAUUACAACCUAUGGUAAAAUUUGAGAAUAAUCAGUAAAGUUAUGUCUCAUAAAGACUUUGAGUGAACUAGUAAGAUUAGCUGUUAAAAGAAAUGUUGGUCAUAUUAAAUUAUUAGUAGCAUAGAUGUGAUUCCAUAUGACUUAAGGCUAUAAUCAAGCUGAAGUCAACUGAGGUGCAGUGCAGUCUUAUAUGCAUGUACACUAAAUAUGCAACUACAGCCUUUGUAGUUAAACCAAUAUGAAAUAAGCCAGACUGGGUAUACUUGGACAACUUUCCCUGGCUUCUGCAAUGUAUAUCAAUUGUUCUGUAAAUAAAUAUUAUAAUCCAAUGUCUCCAUCUUCCUCA